CCACAGUUUACUCCUAAUAAGCCUUUUUCACAGCAGACAUGUUGACUUGUCACAGUGUCCUUGUGUUAUUCCACAUAAUCACUCUACACGAAAUUUCCCAUGUGGCAGAAUGGUUAUUAUCAUUUUAAAUUUGUAUUAUUAUCUAGUAAGAUGAUCUAGACGUGUUUCACGUGACUCGCUCUUUGUUACAGACUCCACCUCUUUCAUGUGAACGCGCCUUAAGCCUAAUAAGAAAAUCCUGGGUUAACAAAGCUUGCUGAUAUCCAGCUUCAUAACACCGGUUAUCUUUCUCCCGUUUCCGUCGCGUACACAGUUAUUGCUCCAUGUGAAGCGUGCUGUGAUUAACCGUCGCGUCUAUUAAGCUCGGAUUUGUUCCGUUUUGCGACCUUUGGGUUACGAUUUGAUUACUAAAUCUAGCAUUGAAACAUCUCGGAUAACUGCGCGCACCCGCUCCACCAUAAAGGGAAGAGCAAUCGCACGCCGAAAGCCUGAUCCCAAUCCAUGAACACCGACAGAGAUUUCCAGAUGAUGAAAAAACAAGAGAGGGCACAUUUUUUCAGCUCUAAAGAGCAGGAUCUCAUUUUGAAGUUGUACGAAGAAGAGAGAGAGGUAUUGACAGCCAAAUCCAACACUACCAGUGCCUCUAAACUGAGAGAGGAAGCCUGGCAGAGAAUUGCUGAUAAAAUAAACGCGGUAUCGGACAGCGGCUACAAAAGAUCAUGGCAGCAAGUGAAAGUCAAACAUAAAAAUAUAGUGCAAACAGCGAAAAGAAGACAGGUGGGGGCGACGAGGACUGAGGGGGAGUCAGCAACCCCGUCGCUGACGUCCGCAGAGGAAGAUGUGCUGCAGGACAAAGACAGCCUGCUGAGAGUGGAGGUCCUCCCUGGGGGGGCCUGCAUUGAGCCACUCACUGGAUCUGACAACUCUUUUAUUAGUGUCUCAGGCCAUCCUGUCCUCCUCCUGCCUGUCACAAAGACUGAACCAGAGAGCCUGAGCAGUGAUGAGACAGACGUCAGUGACUCUCAUUUUGAAGGGGAUGUGCACAGCAGCAGCAUCCAGGAGAGGGCCAACUCAGCGUUUGCUGCGACCGGUGGAAGAAGUGCAGAGAGGCAGACGGAAGACAUACGAGCCCUUUACUGCUGCUACCUCAAGAAGGAGAUCGAGAACCGUGACCAACAGAUGGCAUACAGAGCACUUAAAAUGAGGAAGAUGGAGAAAGAAAUUUUAUUACUUGAUAAGCAGCUCAUGUGACCAUGUAAAGAAAUGCUAAUGUUUUUUGUUUUUUAUCUUACUAUUAUAAUAUGUUAAAACAAUAUUUGAUUUAUUUAAGGCCAGGCAAUUGUAAUAAAUUGCUUCAGUCACAUCAUUUGUCAUCUUACCUUAUAUGUAACCAGGUUGGGGAGUUAAGUGCAAUGAUGGGCAGCAGUGUCACUUGCAAUUCUGCCAUUAAUAUGUGUCAGACCAUUUCUUUUUUAUGGACAUUUCCAUCUUUAAUGAUAGGACAGCUCAGACAUGAAAGGGGAGAGAGAGGGGGAAGACAUGCAGGAAACCAUCAUGGGUCGGCCUCGAACCAUGGACCUUCUGCGUCGAGGAAUUGACCUCAAUAUACGUGUGCCUGCUCUACCAACUGAGCUAACCGGCCACGUGUCAGACCAUUUCUUAUUGUUGCAGUGCACUGUGCAACUCUACACAUGCAACAGUACACAUCUAGUGCAGUCCGCAGUAUCGGAGUAAUUUCCUUCAGUUGCCCAAAGAUCAUUUCAGUCCCUUUAUUGUCACGGCAGGAGUUGCCCCAAGUUGGGCUAGUGAGGUUUCAGAGUAGGAUGGUCAGGAAGUGGAGCCGCUGUGUAAACCCUGUGGCCCAGGAGGAUGCCAUUAUCACAUGAUUACAGUGCAUUGACACACUGACUGUACUCCUGCACAUUGGAUCAAACAAUGAAUGACUUUAAAUUGAGGGGCACUUACAUCCACGAGUAGUGUAGGAACUGGUAACAUAAAAGAAAGUCAUAUAUAAAUAUUUUGUAUUUCUA
Perca fluviatilis (European perch) is the source of this 2030-nucleotide messenger RNA. RefSeq names its product GT1 domain-containing protein. The transcript has 7 exons. The record is from RefSeq and is a predicted model, not a curated record. The coding region runs from base 502 to 1251 and encodes 249 amino acids. NCBI's taxonomy places the organism in Eukaryota, Metazoa, Chordata, Actinopteri, Perciformes, Percidae.